Messenger RNA from Xenopus tropicalis (tropical clawed frog), 2757 nucleotides. It is a transcript of the gene lcp1, whose product is annotated as lymphocyte cytosolic protein 1 (L-plastin). Gene Ontology annotation, biological process: actin filament bundle assembly. Lineage: Eukaryota; Metazoa; Chordata; Amphibia; Anura; Pipidae. Gene Ontology annotation, molecular function: calcium ion binding; actin filament binding. Gene Ontology annotation, cellular component: cytoplasm. The record is from RefSeq and is marked provisional.
GUUUCAGAACACAGAAGUGCGGCGCCAAUAUACCUCUGGCUUUGCCUUGCCACUUACAACAGCAUAGAAAAGGUUGGAUUGACUAAUAACACAAGAUGGCAGCACCCAGACAAGUCACUGAAGAAGAGAUGGAAGAGCUAAGGGAAGCCUUCCAUAAAAUUGAUGCUGAUGGAAAUGGUUUCAUAAGCCUCAAUGAACUGAAUGACUUGUUUAAAGCUGCUAAUUUGCCUCUCCCUGGCUAUAGACUGCGGGAAAUCAUCCAGGACUUUAUGGAAACAGGUGAUUCAAACAAGGACGGGAAGAUUAGUUUCGAUGAAUUUACCACAGUUUUUCAUAACCUUAAAAGUUCUGAUGUUGCCAAGACAUUUAGAAAGGCUAUAAACAAGAAAGAAGGAAUUUGUGCCAUUGGUGGUACCUCGGAACAGUCAAGUGCUGGCACUCAACAUUCUUACUCGGAGGAGGAAAACUAUGCCUUUGUAAACUGGGUCAACAAAGCCUUGGAGAAAGAUCAGGACUGCAAACAUGUUAUUCCUAUGAAUCCAGACACCGAUGAUUUGUUUAAAGCUGUGGGCGAUGGCAUUGUACUUUGCAAAAUGAUAAACCUUUCUGUAGCAGAGACCAUUGAUGAAAGAGCUAUCAACAAAAAGAAGUUAACACCUUUCACUAUCCAGGAAAAUCUGAAUUUAGCUCUGAAUUCAGCCUCUGCCAUUGGGUGCCAUGUAGUCAACAUUGGGGCUGAGGACCUGAAGGAAGGGAAGCCUCACCUGGUGCUGGGACUCCUGUGGCAAGUCAUCAAGAUCGGAUUGUUCGCUGACAUUGAGCUCAGCAGGAAUGAAGCUUUAAUUGCCCUCCUGAAGGAUGGAGAGAGCCUGGAGGACCUAAUGAAGCUUUCCCCAGAAGAACUGCUGUUGCGAUGGGCCAACUACCAUCUGGAGAAUGCAGGCUGUAACAAAAUCAACAACUUCAGCUCAGACAUCAAGGACUCUAAAGCAUAUUACCAUUUGCUUAACCAAGUAGCUCCAAAGGGGGAUGAAGAAGGCAUUCCUGCUAUUGACAUCGACAUGACUGGAUUAAGGGAAAAAGAAGACUUGAAGCGGGCAGAAUGCAUGUUACUGCAAACUGAGAAACUAGGUUGCCGCCAGUUUGUUACAGCCACGGAUGUUGUGCGCGGAAAUCCAAAGCUAAAUUUGGCCUUUAUUGCUAACCUUUUUAACAAAUAUCCUGCCCUACAUAAACCAGAAAACCAAGACAUUGAUUGGAGCUCUAUUGAAGGUGAAACAAGAGAAGAAAGGACUUUCCGAAACUGGAUGAAUUCUUUGGGAGUUAAUCCACGAGUAAAUCACUUGUAUAGUGACCUGUCAGAUGCCCUUGUCAUAUUCCAGUUGUAUGAAAAGAUUAAGGUUCCAGUGGACUGGAACAGAGUCAACAAACCACCCUACUCUAAACUGGGAGAAAACAUGAAAAAGAUUGAGAACUGCAAUUAUGCUGUUGAUUUGGGAAAGAACAAGGCAAAAUUCUCACUGGUUGGCAUUGCUGGGCAAGAUCUGAAGGAAGGAAAUCAUACCCUAACAUUGGCCUUACUCUGGCAGUUGAUGAGAAGGUAUACACUGAAUAUUCUUGAAGAUAUUGGAGGAGGGCAAAAGGUUAAUGAUGAAACAAUUCUCACAUGGGUGAAUGAAACACUGAAAGAGGCUGAAAAAUGCUCCUCCAUAUCCAGUUUCAAGGAUCCUAAAAUCAGCACAAGUAUGCCUGUUCUAGACCUCAUCGAUGCAAUUCAGCCGGGUUGCAUCAACUAUGAUCUUUUGAAAACAGAAGACCUAGAUGAGACCGAGAAACUCAACAACGCUAAAUAUGCUAUUUCCAUGGCAAGGAAAGUAGGGGCCAGGGUUUACGCCCUUCCGGACGAUCUGGUGGAAGUGAAACCGAAGAUGGUCAUGACAGUCUUUGCUUGCCUUAUGGGACGUGGACUAAAAGUUUAAAAAGCUGGAAAAUCGUGACUCCUACAAACCUUUCUGUGCACUCACAUUGUAAAGAAUGUGUUUUUUUUAAUUCCAAAAUUUGCUAUUCAGUAUUCCAUAACUGGAAUAAAGCCAGGUUGCAUAUUAAACCGAACCAAGGAUAUCCUGUGUUACCAACAAUGUUAUGCCUUAUUGAAAGUUUGCAUAAAUGUUCUAUUCCAGUUAUUACUUGUGUAAGAAUUUGAUAGCUAGAAGUUGCUUAGCUCUGCCUAAAAGCUAUUUUUAAGUAGUGUUUAUCUUUGUUUUGUUUUUGGUUUUGGGCAAAACUCAAUAAAGACAUUCUGUAUGCUAGAUUACUAUGGCAAGAGCACCUAUGGAACUCGUACAUACAUUGAAUGGUUAUAAUAAUGCAUCUGAGCCAAUAAAGGAGCCCCAGCUGUUACAUUUGAGCUAAAAGUAAUUAUAUGCACACAAUAAACUAAGCCUUCAGAUGUUACUGUCUUUUAAUGGGGAAAAAUCGGAAGAAAAAUAAAUGUAUUUUUCCAUUUUCACUAAAUAGUAAAAAAGUGAAAAGUAGAGCAUUUUGUAUCAAAGGCUAAACUAUUUGUGUUAUUAAAAAAACAAAAUGCAUUUGCAUAAUGUAGUUUACAAGCUUGUGGGCAUCAGAGUAUACACAAUAUUUUAGUAUCUUUUAAUGGGCUCUAUUACUAAUGAAGGAUGAUAUUAAGUUGCAUAGACUUUCAGUUUCUUCAUUUAAUCAGGAAAAAUACAAAAAUAAAUUUCUCAUCAAGUUCUGAAA